ACUUGCAUGACUUCAAUCUAUUCACCCCAUCCUUCAUCCGCUGAUUGGUCCCGUCUUACACCAUCCCCAUCUAUUUUCGAUGACUUGUCCUGCAGCAAUACAGCCUCGUGCAGUUCGGCAAUAUGCUCUUGUCCCUCCUUGAGCGCCUGCGCUUCACCUAGCGCUUCCAUCUCGACUCUCUGCCCUGCUCUCUUUCCCUCUGCUUUGUCUACUCCUUCAUACGCGUACACGAAAUACCAUUUUAUUGCUUCAUAUCACUGCUUCUAGCCGCUUUCACACUCCUUUGUGUGACUUGUUCCGUCUCUGUAUGGUUGUGUGAUACACGCGCAUCUGACCGCGCGACUGGUCUCUGCCAUGACUUCCUCGACUGUCUCAACCUCGGCCACUGCCCUACCAAGUCCGUUUUCUUUUGCGCCUUCGCAAUACUGGGACGGAAAUGAUGGCCUUUGGUCUUCGUUCAUGGUCCGCAUAGGAACCCCACCUCAAGACUUCCGUGUCUUUCCCUCCACAUUUGGUCAAGAGACACUGAUACCCGUUCCUGAAGGAUGUACGGAAGACGAUCCAGCGAAUUGCGGCAGUCUAAGAGGAGUGAUGCCUUUUCAAGGUGAUAUCAGUACUGGCUUCUUGAGCAACGCUUCGACUACCUGGGACGAUAUUGGCAUCUACACAACGGACCUUGAGACCCACAUCGGCAUCAAUACAAACGGCAUGUAUGGGUUUGAUACCGUCGGUCUGCAAGUCGAAAACUCGGGUGGCAUACAACAAACGCAUCAGGUUGUCGCAGGCAUAGCCGACAAGAGCUUUAUGUACGGCAUCAUAGGACUGGGGCCUCGCCCAUCCAAUUUCUCAGUGUUUGCGGACCCGCAACCGUCAUUCUUGACAAGUUUGAGGGAGAAUAAUACUAUACCCUCAAAGUCGUAUGCCUACACCGCGGGCGCAUCCUACCGCUAUAGCAAAGUCCUGGGUAGCCUCACGUUCGGUGGUUACGAUGCAUCAAGACGAGAUGGCAACGGCACUAUAUUUCCCUUUGCUUCCGAUGAUACGAAACCGCUACAAGUGGGCGUCACUCAAAUCACAGCCAAAAACACCCUCCUCGGCACCGCAACUCUAUACUCUACAGGCUACUUCUCUGUCAUCGACAGCACUGUACCACAUAUCUGGAUGCCUAGGGAAGCAUGUGACAACUUUGCCUCGAAUUUCGGCUUGUACUAUGACAACCAAACAGACCUAUACCUAGUGAACGACACCAUGCACUCAAAACUACAACAACUAAAUCCGACCAUAAUUUUCAAGAUAUCACCGCAAACCACAGAUGGUGGUCCGAGCACUAAUAUUGUUCUACCUUAUGCUGCCUUAGAUCUACAAGCAAAAUACCCAUAUUACCAAAACGACACGAGAUAUUUCCCCAUCAGGAGGGCUGCGAAUGAUACACAAUACAUCAUGGGAAGAACAUUCUUGCAAGAGGCAUAUCUGAUAGCCGACUACGAACGCAACAACUUCACCAUCACACAAGCUGCAUUUGCGAACCCUAUGCCUGCUGAACAACUGGUCUCAAUUUUACCACCAGGAGUCAAGGCUACAAAUUCCACAGGAGGCGAUGACGGCGUAGUCACCCGCCCAGACCCUGUACUCUCACGUAAUGUCAUUAUCGGUAUAGCCGUGGGAGUCGUCGCCGGCGCCGCACUAGUCCUAUUUAUCUUCGGCACAUUCUUCUACGUGCGCAGAAGAAGGCGUCAACGACUUGCUCAAGCUCUGCUUGACACAACACCAGACCCCGAUGAGCCUUCACCGUCUAUGCAUCUAUCUCCUCCUGUAGAAGUAGAUGCGGCCGUGAAGAUGGAAUUGCCUUCUGAUUCUGAAGCUGCCUUGAAUGAAAUGCCUGCUGGGACUGAGAAGUACGGGUGGCAGCCUUAUGAGGUGCAGGGAAGUAAUGUGCAAUCGAGGGUUGAGAUGAGAGGGGGGUGGGAGCCACCGGAGUUGGAUGGACGGUCUUUGAGGAGUGGGACGAGAGGAGGAAUUUAUGAACUUGAGGGGAGUGAGCCUGUGCAGCAGCAACCGCCGCCGAGGGAAGGUGAUGGCAGGAAUAGGUUUUCUUGGGAACGGUGAUGGAGAGCGUGUGCAUAGUUGGUAUAUAAGCUUGACCUGUGCAUCCUUCAACAUGUCAACCUCGCAAGCCCUACGAGCGAUGUGGUGUCUUCAUCGUCUUUCAUCAGCUCUGUUCUGUUGCGGCAUGCUAGUGGUUCUCAAGCAAGGGCGAGUCCUGUUGCUAGGUCCAUA
Molecule: messenger RNA, 2277 nt
Organism: Aureobasidium subglaciale EXF-2481
Lineage: Eukaryota; Fungi; Ascomycota; Dothideomycetes; Dothideales; Saccotheciaceae
Exons: 3
Coding region: 355-2106 (583 amino acids)
Biological process (GO): proteolysis
Cellular component (GO): fungal-type vacuole
Molecular function (GO): aspartic-type endopeptidase activity
Source: RefSeq, a predicted model, not a curated record